UGGUGAGCAACUGUGAUAAUGCAACCUGGAAGGCAAUAUGACAGUAUCUAUGUCAUAGACAGCAGUUAAUAAGGCUUGCUGCUGAAGAAGUGAUCAAUUUGAGACUUAUUAAUAUCCAUUUUUCACUGAUAUUUGGUGUGUAAAGAUAGUAAUAUAACAGGAUUUUCAAACUGCUAUAUAUCUGCUGGAAUGGCAUGAUAGUCAUCAUCAUAAAAAACCAUUCAUAAGGAAGUAAUAUCAAAACACCAAGCAGACUACUCUUCAUAUAAGGAAAGAUGGCAAUAAUGAAGGUUAACACUGUCAGAAGUUAAAUAUCCACUUUCUGUACGGCCCUGGCACUGUACGGAAAAAAUCACCGAACAGGCCAUAAUAGUGCUUGCAAGAUGGGGGGGUGCGGUUCAAUCAGUAUGCCACUUUUCACUCUAACACCAUUCUCUCGUCUUCAGUGGAGGAUGACCUGGCUCUGUCUCCUGAAAUCAAAGACAGUGAUGUCUCCCGCGAUCUGAUGUGUAAACGACCAAGUGAUGAUAACAUCUACUUCACAAAAGAAUAUAGUUUCAACACCAAUCGGGCUUCUGUGUCUUUCUGCCAGAUCUCCGUUAUUAGAUUAGCAGCAAUGGACUUUCUACACGGAAAGGAGAGAAUGAUCAAGGCGGCAUCAGCAAUAAGAUUACAGGGAAUUGAAACAGUUCAGCCUACCAGACCACAUGCUUCCCUGCAUGGAAAAGUCUCAGCUGCUCCUCUGGGACUUCAGCAUUGCAAUGCUCCAUCACCCAAAGACGCUCCGAGCCACGGCCCGUCAACGUAGCAGCAUUGUGACAACUUCCGGUCGACACCGUACCGAGACUCUUGCAUCCAGCCGGGUACGAUACGACUCGAACCGCACAGACAACAAGGCUUUUCCACAGGAUAGCUGGUAUAAAUACAUGGCUGGCUAUGAAAAAGAAACGCGUGAAUUCUCCAGACCUCGGUAACAAGGGCAGCAGGGAAUCACUUGAAUGGGAAUGGAAGCUCCAGGCACAGGGAAACAGACACAGGCAACAGGGGACCACUUCACGAUCGAUGUAUCUGCCCACAGUUAUAUCCCCCCAAGCGUCAUCAUCCUGAGCCUGCAAAAAUUUUGCUGGCACGCUCCUAAAACAGAUGGAAUCUAGGCAGCCCUUCUGGCCAAAGAUUAUUCCUGACCGAGAAUUGGGAUAGUACUUCUGUUAACGACCAGAGCAACAGUGCAAAGGUGGAUGUAAGUAUUCGUAAACUCAACGUUAGCGAUAAGCUACACCCGACAUCCCCCUUCCAGCCGAUAAGGAUCGUGUACGGGAUCGAUUUCGAGAUAAUCGCGAAAUCCUGGAGACAAUACGUCCGAUGAAAUGAUGGUUUGUUGGGCACUAGUAUCAAACAACAUUACAGCAUUUUCCAAUAUAUUAAAUGCUAUACACAGAAUUCACUCAAUUUAAUCAAUUAUAUUUUAAAUUAAUUAAUUAAUUAAUAUUAAAUAAUAGUACUGCUAUUCUA
Molecule: messenger RNA, 1512 nt
Organism: Blastomyces dermatitidis ER-3
Lineage: Eukaryota; Fungi; Ascomycota; Eurotiomycetes; Onygenales; Ajellomycetaceae
Exons: 4
Coding region: 506-808 (100 amino acids)
Source: RefSeq, a predicted model, not a curated record